AUGUUCUUCUCCAACACCCUCGCCAUUGCGGCAGCCAUCGUUGCGGUGUCAGCAGCACCUGUCGAGCCUCAGGUUAAAUCCACUGUUCUGCCAUUGAAGCACGUCUCAAAUGUUAAGUCAGCAAAGAGCCUCGUCAACAGAGGUCACCAACGUAUCAAUGCCAUUAACGGUGCCCACGCUAUUGGCCCAACUGCCGAUGCGAGCUCUGGCUCAGUCACGAACGAGGACGUCUCCUAUGUUGCCCCUGUUUCCAUCGGUGGGAAGACCUGGGAUCUCAUUGUUGACACUGGAUCCUCCAACACCUGGUGUGGCGCUCAGAGUGCAUGUGAACGUACUUCAACGGGCAAGUCCACUGGCAACUCCGUGUCCGUCAGCUACGGAAGCGGUUCUUUCUCCGGCACGGAGUACACAGACAAGGUCAGCUUCGGUGGCCUCACUGUCAACUCGCAGUCGAUUGGGGCUGCCUCGAAGGCCACCGGAUUUACAUCUGUUGAUGGCAUCUUCGGCUUCGGUCCGGUGGAUCUCACACAGAACACAGUGAGCAACACCAACACGGUUCCAACAUUCAUGGACAACCUAUACAACCAGGGCUCCAUCUCGACUGAAGUGCUCGGUGUUUCCUUCAGGCCCGAGUCUGGCAGCGAUACCAGCGACACCAACGGCGAGCUGACCCUCGGUGGUGUGGACAGCACAAAGUACUCGGGCUCGCUCACCUACUUCCCUCAKCUUCAGAGCGGUGCAGCCGCACCAUAUUGGGGUAUUUCCAUUGCAAGCCUCACAUAUGGCUCCACCACUCUUGCCACAUCUGCGACUGGUAUCGUCGACACUGGUACCACCCUCAUCUACAUCCCAACCUCUGCCUACAACAAGUUCCUGUCUGCCACUGGUGGCUCAACCGACAGCAACUCUGGCCUAGCUGCUUUCAGCACCAAGCCCACAUCCAACUUCGCAAUCAAGUUCGGCUCGACCAGUUACACUCUCACCCCUGCACAGUACCUCGUCCCAACUGCCCAGUACAGCGAAUUCGGACUGGCCUCCGGAAAGUACUAUGCAUGGAUCAACGACGGUGGCUCUUCCGGUGUCAACUGCAUUAUCGGACAGAAAUUCCUCGAGCAGUACUACUCCGUCUACGACACCACCAACAGCCGCAUCGGAUUCGCUACUGCUAGAUAG
Ramularia collo-cygni is the source of this 1173-nucleotide messenger RNA. Its product is annotated as probable aspartic proteinase precursor. Gene Ontology annotation, biological process: proteolysis. Gene Ontology annotation, molecular function: aspartic-type endopeptidase activity. Lineage: Eukaryota; Fungi; Ascomycota; Dothideomycetes; Mycosphaerellales; Mycosphaerellaceae. The coding region runs from base 1 to 1173 and encodes 390 amino acids. The record is from RefSeq and is a predicted model, not a curated record. The transcript has 4 exons.